AUGGCUCCCUCACUAGAAGUCGGCUUUGAACAAGCUCCAACUCAAAUCGGCAUACCAGCUUCCCUCCCAUCCAAAGCUUCAUCUACCUCCACAAAACCCACACUGUCCUAUACUCCAGGGCGCACUAUAGUCGAGAAGCAUGACACCUACGAACAUGAAGACCUCCGACCUUCCUUUCCAGAUAAGAAAUGGCCGGCCCUAGAAGAGCUUCCAUAUUCAGACAAAGGACUUUUAGGUUCUGAUACCUUCAAGGAUUUAUUGGCCACUGCAACCGAUGUAUUUGACUACGUCCCCAAAAUCGGAACGGAAGUGCAUGGCGUUGAUCUAGCCAAUUUAACGGAUGCUGCCAAGAAUGAUCUUGCUCGACUCAUUUCAAUUCGUGGCGUUGUUUUUUUCCGCAAUCAAAAGAACUUUGACAUUGAAGCACAACGCAAGUUAGGUUCUUAUUUCGGGACACUGCAUAAACAUGCUACCACUUCCGUCCCAAAACGCGGUGAUUUAGAUGAUGUACAUGUGGUAUAUACAGACGAGAAUUCCAAAGAUCAGAGAGCACUCUUUACACCCACUUUCCUCUGGCAUUCGGACGUAACAUACGAGAUCCAACCACCAUCAUAUACAUCUCUCAAGGUCCUUACAGGUCCUCCUCGUGGUGGAGGCGGUGACACUUUGUGGUCUUCUCAAUACGCAGCUUAUGAUGCGCUUUCCGCACCUAUGCAAAAAUAUCUCGAAUCCCUAACCGCACUCCACACAUCCCAUCUACAAGCCGAAGGGUCACGGGCUUUAGGUAGACCAGUGAGGAGAGAUCCAAUCACCACAGAACACCCGCUCAUCCGAUCACAUCCUGUCACAGGCUGGAAAUCACUAUUCUUCAACCCGGGAUUCGUUACCAAAAUCGUUGGUGUCCCAAAAGUUGAAAGUGAUACUAUCCUUGCAUACCUGAAUGAGGUUGUUUCGACAACUCAAGAACUGCAUGUGAGGUUUCAAUGGGGAAAGGAUGAUGUGGCGUUUUGGGAUAAUAGGAUUUCGAAUCAUACGGCUUCUUAUGGAUUUGCGCCGCAUCGGAGACAUGCUGUGAGGGUAUGCUGUCAUGGGGAGAAGCCAGUUUUGGAGGAAGGCGCGAGGAGUCAGGAAGAAGAAUUCGGUGAGAAAUAUGGAUUACCUGUUGUUAAUAAAGAUGGGAGUGGACAGAGCAAUUAUAAUGAUUGA
Messenger RNA from Sclerotinia sclerotiorum 1980 UF-70, 1206 nucleotides. RefSeq lists its product as hypothetical. NCBI's taxonomy places the organism in Eukaryota, Fungi, Ascomycota, Leotiomycetes, Helotiales, Sclerotiniaceae. The coding region runs from base 1 to 1206 and encodes 401 amino acids. The record is from RefSeq and is a predicted model, not a curated record. Gene Ontology annotation, molecular function: 2-oxoglutarate-dependent dioxygenase activity. The transcript has a single exon. Gene Ontology annotation, cellular component: cytoplasm.